AUGAUGACCCAGCAACUCACCCCUCGGACUAUGACAAUUACCACUACUACCACAACAACUACCACUACCACUGGCAUCGCACCAAUCAUACCAGCCAACAACUACGAUCUUCGCCUUACACACCAGAAAAUGGGGACGGAUCCAGACGUCGCCGAUGAAGAAGAAGAGGAGGAGAUGCUCCGACUGGAGUUUCUCCGGUUUGUUGAGGAUGAUGAUGCUGUACAGAUAUCCACACAAUUGAGUCUGGCUUAUUCUAUCCAGUCUUCCCCCGAUCGUUCCUUAUCUUCUCUGGUGACUGACGAUCACGCCGUUGGUACCCCAUUCGAGUUGCAGUCGGAUGAGAGAAGUGAGAGUGAGAGUGAGAAUGUGGGGGAGGAUGAUGGCGGAGGUGAAAGGUGUCUCGGCGAGAGGCCGGAGCGCAUUGUUCACUUCCAGAGGAGGAUUGACGACGAUGACGAACAAGUAGAAGCAUCGGCAUCAUCAUCUUCCAACAAUCCAUCCACUGCAGCUGCAACGCUAGUGCCAGUAAAAACGGACGAUGUGAAUGUGAUGGUGGCACAUGAUCACAACCCGAGGCAGGAGGAUGGGGAGGAGAGUCAAGAUAAGACCGACGGCAUUGCCCAGGAGGUGUCUCCAUUCCAUCCACUCGAUCGGCCUCCUUCCCCUCCUCCGCAACAGCAGCAGCAACAGCAGCAGUCAGACAGGAUCCGAUGGCGAUUGAGCACCAACUACCCACCCACCCGCCGCAGAGGCGAACGGAGAGCCGUUACUGCUUCUGGUAUCCUCGCCACUUCCGCCAGUGGCGCCACCAAUUCCAUCUUUGGAGACACUACCGAUUCAACCUCGCUCCGAUCCUCGAUGAUAGCACCAACAACUUUUGUGAUGGUUGAUAUAGACGGGAACCAGAUCCUGACAGACCCUUAUACCUCUUCCGUAACACCCCCACUCCCGAGCCCCCUCUCGGCUGCUAUCAUGGGAGGGGGAGGUGGAAGUUCAAGUGAGGGUGGGAAGGCUUUGCCGGCGCCUGUUCCGUUACGGUUCGCCAAUGCCAUCCCAAGAUACCAUUUCACUGGCAACAGCAACAGCAGCAGUAGUGGCAGCUCAAGCAACGGCGUCGUUAGUCAAACAGCAGACCCGCAUGUGGCGGCGCAUAUCGCAGAAGCACUACAGAUGUACGGGAUCCCGAGUCUGCACCAACCCACCACCGUCCACCCCUUCCAACGGUACUCCAUGAUCCCCUCGACACCAAGCCGGUCCACUUCUUUGGGAACCUCCACAACAGGCGGUGGUGGAUAUGAACCGCCUAGGGGGUCGACUUUUCCGAGGUUGAUGCAUCGAUCACCUUCUAGAGGCAGUAGGAACACAAGGAGUAGCAGUCCGUCGCGCGUUGCACGUGUCUGGGCGGCAUUGACCAGACGAGGCGUCUCUUCCACCACCAACACUACCAUGACCACGAAUACGACCAUUGGUAGUUCAAGGGCAACUACUAUGGUAGCGUCCUCAACGACCCAUUCUCGAUUGAGUCAACUGGCACAACCAUCGUCGUCACCGUCGGCGUCGUCGACUACGCUACAGUACGAACAGCUGCCAUUUGUGCAACAGCCUCGUCGACCUACAAUCGUGCUCCCGUCACCGUUGACAAGGGUAUCUGUCGUCUUGGGAUCAGGAUCGACUGCCGGUUCAUCUGUCGCUGCUGUUUCUUCCUCGGUCACUGGCGGCUGUGGUAACUUCGAUGGUGGUGGAAAUGAUGGCGACGGCAAUGAGGAUGGCGCUGAUGAUGGUGACGGGGAAGGCAAUCACGAUGGCGCUGGCGAGCAGCAACAACAACUUCAGACACGAUCGAUGCUGCAAAAUGCAAACCCCGAAGAUAAGGAUCAAGCUGCAGCAGGAGAGCCAUCGGCGUUCCAGGCGUUCCUCAAAGUCCUCAUGUGUGGAUGCUGA
Linnemannia hyalina is the source of this 1941-nucleotide messenger RNA. The record is from the annotation of a GenBank genome assembly. NCBI's taxonomy places the organism in Eukaryota, Fungi, Mortierellomycota, Mortierellomycetes, Mortierellales, Mortierellaceae.